This is a messenger RNA of Thlaspi arvense, 204 nucleotides long. NCBI's taxonomy places the organism in Eukaryota, Viridiplantae, Streptophyta, Magnoliopsida, Brassicales, Brassicaceae. The record is from the annotation of a GenBank genome assembly.
AUGAUCUCCGUCGUAAUCAUCGCUGAGCUACUUGUGGAGUACACGACGGCUCUCGCUAAACUAACCGCCGGUAUUCUUCCGAGACGGCAAGGCGACAGCAACGUCGUACGGAUUGGCGGAUUCUCCUUGCCUUGUCCUUCUCCGUCGAGUACUAAUCGGUCGUCGCCGAUUCCGGACUUUUCUUCUCACCUCGUCGAUUUCUGA